AUGGAAACGAUUAAUCCACAAGAAGAGGAGCAUCUAUACACUAAAUUUAGUGAUGAGAAACUUAAAAGUUUCAUUGAAAGACUAUUGAUGACUUACAGUACUCAAGAACAGGAAGAUUAUGACAAUCAGCCAUCCUCAAAUUUUCAAGAUGAUAAUUACCAAUUAUCACAGUUGGCGUUAGAAGCAAUUGAUGGAUUUCUAUUCGUCAUGUCACGAUCAGGCCAUAUAUUAUUCGUUUCUCCUAGUAUUGAGACAGUUCUUAAGUGUAAUAAGAUGGACGUUAUUGGAGGAAAUUUAUUCACCUAUGCUCAUCAUGAAGAUGUAAUCCAACUGCAAGAUCAAUUCCACAAUCACUCAACAGGUUGUCCUGCUAUUUCUGGUUCCUCAAUCGGUUCAGCAAUAUCAGGAAUGGUCAAACCUCAAUUUUUUUGCAAUCACUGCAACAGACAAAAAUUAUCGUUUGCAGUCAGAAUCUCUGAAAAUGUCGAUAGAACUUCUUUCUACAAAUUGCAAUGCUCGGGAUUUAUACAUUGCACUCAAGUGGCGGUUGAUAAAAUGCAGUCACUAAAUCAACGCAAUAACCAAUUUGGAGAUCACUAUAGCUUAUCCGCAUCUAGCCGACUAGCUAUGACUUCUUGCUUUCCACUUGCCUCACCAAAUCCAGCAUCUGGGUCUAAUAAUGUUGAGUUGGUGCGCGAUAUUUGGUUAACCGGUAUUGCAAGACUAGCUAGCAAAAGGAAAAGUUCAUCGCUUUGCGAUCUUCCCAAUGGCAAUGCAAGAAUGCUAUGCGAUGUUAACGGAAUUGUGCAGCAAAUUGAUCAACGAUUUACUGAUAUUACUGGGUAUGCAUUCCAUGAAAUGAUUGGUCAGCCAAUAUUUAACUAUAUUCAUGAGGAAGAUGUUUCAAUCUUGAAGGAAGCCCAAAAAUCAGCCAUUAAUGAAGGCCAUUGUCAUCAUGUGCUGUACCGACUGUUAACGAAAAGUGGCAGCUGUACAUGGCUAAAAUCCAAUAUUGGCGUCUCUCGGCAACAGAAUGGAGAAAUUGAUUACUUAAUAAGUGACAACGUUGCCAUUAGGAAAGCAGAAGAUAAAAUUCAAGCAUCUUCUGAGCCAGCUUACCAAAAUGAUACUUCUAAGGGUAGCCAUGGCAUAGGCAACUCGAACAGCCCUAUUUCGGAUCCCCUUUCGCCCAUAAUCACUACGGCAGGAAAUCCUUCACCAUCAAGGCAUAAUGAUAUCCAAUAUCAGCCGUCGCCUUUAGCCAAUGAGAGAUCUCCUACUGAAGAAAUGAUGGAUUUAACCACUGAUUUAGAUCAAGAAAUUGCUUAUUCCUAUCCAUCAACACAACACUCGGUAGCAUUGACGACAACAACGGGCAGCACUUGCCCAAUCAGUCAAUCUUCUAUGGAUACAUUUGAUUUUAACUCGACUUCAACAUCAGUAUCCAGUGAUAAUGUUACUUUUAGCUCAGUCAUGACUGCCAUGUCAAACCAAGAGCCUACCAUGUCUCAGCUUCAUGAUAUGGCAGCUUCUGUUAGUGCGCCGAAUGUCGAUAUCGAUCAGUCUUUCGCUAGUACAAGCUCUGAUGAUUAUAACGACCUAUUUUAUCCAGCGACCACUAGAAAUUACCCAUCUGCUCCUAUCAUUAAUCCAACAACAAGUACCUUAUCCAUGGAAGAACCAAUCUUUCAAUAUGGUCAUGGUUAUACAGCUAUACCCAGUUUUACACAAUAUACUAGUGAAGAUAGCCGAAAAAAUUACAACUGUUCUUACCCCAACCAACAAGAAUUAGUCAAUUGCUCUUACACGAUGCCAGAUACUUCAGCUACCAUGAACUUAAAAAGUUACUCCUCAAGUUCGACGCUGAUGAGUACCGAGGCCAAUUUAGCUCAACAAGCGCAACCUAAGCCGCUAUGCCAUAAACCAUCAGUUUCAGGUUAUGAAAAGCAAAACAGAUUGAAUAUGGGUAAGAAGAAAUCAACGGCAGGUCGUCGAAAUACAAGCAAACAGCGUCAAUGUAAAAUUCAAGCUAAAGCUGGAAAUAUCACACUGCUAUUAAAUGCCUUGAAUAAAAGACGUCGAUUAUCAGAAGGAGACAGGCAGAAAUUGAUGCAAAAAAUGGUCAUGUCUCGAUGGUUGAAAACUCAAAUUGAAUAUCAACGUCAAAAGCCAAAGGAUGGACCGUCUGAACUAGAAAAGUUAUUACAGACUUGUCCAAAACCUUCACCUUCGACAGAUCAUCAACAGAUUGACGAAAUUGCACAAUGCAAUUCGGAAGUGGCAGAAAAUAUAAAGGAGAAAAGCAAUCGAGUAAGGCGUUAUUCAGAGCCUUACUCUAGUCGUGAAAGUACAAUCGACGAAUGGGGUUACAUUGGCGAUCAAAAUGGAGACCGAUAUGCAGGAAUGAAUGCGCAGUCAUUUGAUGAUAUAUCCAUCAAUCGCUUUAUAGAAGCAAAUUACUCGAGUUAUGCAUCUAUUUCAAGUCCGUCUAAAUGUAGCAGUGCAAGUAGCAGUAGCCAUUUAUCACCUUCCUCGCCUUCCAAUAACGCCCUGACUAGCCUUAACAGUUAG
Messenger RNA from Trichoplax adhaerens, 2571 nucleotides. RefSeq lists its product as uncharacterized. Gene Ontology annotation, cellular component: nucleus; aryl hydrocarbon receptor complex. Bases 1 to 2571 code for a protein of 856 amino acids. Gene Ontology annotation, molecular function: DNA-binding transcription factor activity, RNA polymerase II-specific; protein binding; RNA polymerase II cis-regulatory region sequence-specific DNA binding. NCBI's taxonomy places the organism in Eukaryota, Metazoa, Placozoa, Uniplacotomia, Trichoplacea, Trichoplacidae. Gene Ontology annotation, biological process: regulation of transcription by RNA polymerase II. The record is from RefSeq and is a predicted model, not a curated record. The transcript has 11 exons.